AGCUUCUCCGCUCCUUCUGGAAUCUCUCCCUGGUUCAGCUCGCCUGCUUCCACUCCUGCCUCCACCAUGUCCAUCAGGGUGACCCAGAAGUCCUACAGGGUGUCCACCACUGGCCCCGGGGCCUUCAGCAGCCGCUCCUUCACGAGUGGGCCCAGUGCCCACUCGAGCUCCUCGAGCUUCUCCCGCGUGAGCAGCGUUGGCUUCCGCAGUGGCCUGGGUGCAGGCUAUGCGGGGGCCAGCGGCAUAGGCCCGGGAGGCAUCACUGCCGUCACCAUCAACCAGAGCCUGCUGAACCCCAUUAAGCUGGACAUGGACCCCAACAUCCAGGCCGUGCGUACCCAGGAGAAGGAGCAGAUCAAGACCCUCAACAACAAGUUUGCUUCCUUCAUCGACAAGGUGCGGUUCCUGGAGCAGCAGAACAAGAUGCUGGAGACCAAGUGGAGCCUCCUGCAGCAGCAGAAAACGGCCCGGAGCAACAUGGACAACAUGUUUGAGAGCUACAUCAACAACCUGAGGCGGCAGCUGGAGACUCUGGGCCAGGAGAAGCUGAAGCUGGAGGCGGAGCUUGGCAACAUGCAGGGGCUGGUGGAGGACUUCAAAAACAAGUAUGAGGAAGAGAUCAAUAAGCGUACAGAGAUGGAGAAUGAAUUUGUCCUCAUCAAGAAGGAUGUGGAUGAAGCUUACAUGAACAAGGUAGAGCUGGAGUCUCGCCUGGAAGGACUGACUGAUGAGAUCAACUUCCUCAGGCAGCUGUAUGAAGAGGAGAUCCAGGAGCUGCAGUCCCAGAUCUCUGACACCUCUGUGGUGCUGUCCAUGGACAACAGCCGCUCCUUGGACAUGGACAGCAUCAUCGCUGAGGUCAAGGCGCAGUACGAGGAGAUCGCCAACCGCAGCCGGGCUGAGGCGGAGAGCGUAUACCAGAUCAAGUAUGAGGAGCUGCAGAAGCUGGCUGGGAAGCACGGGGAUGACCUGCGGCGUACGAAAACUGAGAUCUCCGAGAUGAACCGGAACAUCAGCCGGCUCCAGGCCGAGAUUGAGGGCCUCAAAGGCCAGAGGGCUUCCCUGGAGGCCGCCAUUAUAGAUGCUGAGCAUCGCGGGGAGCAGGCACUCAAGGAUGCUCGUGCCAAGCAGCAGCAGCUGGAGGAAGCCCUGCAGAAGGCCAAGCAGGACAUGGCACGGCAGCUGCGUGACUACCAGGAGCUGAUGAACGUCAAACUGGCCCUGAACAUCGAGAUCGCCACCUACCGCAAGCUACUGGAGGGCGAGGAGAGCCGGCUGGAGUCUGGGAUGCAGAACAUGAGUAUCCACACGAAGACCACCAGCGGCUAUGCAGGUGGUCUGAGCUCUGCCUAUGGGGGCCUCACAAGCCCCGGCCUCAGCUAUGGCCUGGGCUCCAGCUUUGGCUCUGGCGCGGGCUCCACCUUCAGCCGCACCAGCUCCACCAAGGCCGUGGUUGUGAAGAAGAUUGAGACCCAAGUCAUGCAGCCCAAUGGAUGGGAUCCAUGGGGUCCUCCCGGAGCCCAGUGUGCUGGCCAAGGGUGCAAAAGGACAACGCAGAGAAAUGCCCCCAAGACAUAUCAUCCUGACUUGCAGGGCAAAGGACACCGACUCAUCAUUCUUCCAGCCUCUGGAAACGGGUCCCUUGCUGUUGACAGUGCCUCGGAAGAAAUUCAUUCUUUAUUGCUGAAACCACUUUCUUCUUUCCUGUACCCUUCGGGGAUGAUGGGCACAAGAUACCACCUCAGCCUUCUGGAAUACGAUGCCACCUUUUCUCAGGGAGCUCAGCAUGCCAAGUGGAACAGGCUGGAAUGCCAGAAGAGCACAAGAUUCGGAGAAGUGGCUCAGGACUGUUGGGACACCAAGACCCUCUGGAAGGGACCCAGAAUCUUCACAGAUGUCCCUGGUUCCCAGAGAAUGACAUUUGCCUCCAAGAUGCAGCAAAGAGUCUGCGACAGCUUGCUGCCAGGAGUUCACAAACCUCAGCGUUCACAAAAUCUUCUGGCUUUCAUCUGGCCUCAGAAUACUGAAGUUGUCAUCAUCGCCAUCAUGAUCAUCCUUCUCCUCCUUAGAACCAUGGCAGCUAUGUUCCUGGAGCGCUUAGGAUAA
This is a messenger RNA of Cebus imitator (Panamanian white-faced capuchin), 2106 nucleotides long. RefSeq names its product keratin, type II cytoskeletal 8-like. The record is from RefSeq and is a predicted model, not a curated record. Lineage: Eukaryota; Metazoa; Chordata; Mammalia; Primates; Cebidae. Gene Ontology annotation, cellular component: keratin filament. The coding region runs from base 67 to 2106 and encodes 679 amino acids. The transcript is spliced from 5 exons.